AUGGCGCAUAUCACGGCUACACUACUGCGUCAGCAGGACGAUCUAUGCAGCGUUGCCGUCCUUGCACUUUUGCGUGGCAAAGAUGACUUUAAGCGAUUGGCGGCAAGUGAGGGGGAAGCGAUUAUUUGCCGUGACAAAGAGGACGAGGAGAAGUUGGCGGUUGGUAUUGAUAUUGCGAGGGCCAAGGGCAUUCUCCGCGGAAAUCCACACGUCGCCAAGGCCAUACAGAUUUGUGUGGCGGGCAGGACAGCGCAGCAGGUGACGGGCGAAGUCCUGUGUCAUCUGCCAAGCAAGGAGGGGAACAUUAUUGUCAUUCAAGGACUUUCUGGCACGGGAAAAGGCACCACCGUGGAGAAGCUGCAGAAAGUGCUGCCACGUUGUGUCACAUGGAGCAACGGUAACGUGUUUCGCAGCUAUACAUAUUUGUGCUGCGAAGAGUUAAAGGGGGCACCCGUUGUUCCGGAGCUACUCACGCCGGAGUUGCUCUCUAAGGUGGAGAAACAGUUGACCUUUGAGCAGAUGAAGGACGGUGAGUUUGACGUCAUGCUCAAGGGAACCAUGCGUGUGGCCGACAUCCAGAACACGCUACUAAAGACACCUGAGAUUAGCCGUGCGGUGCCCACGGUGGCGCAACAGACGCAGGGCGAAGUCAUUCGCUUUGCGAACAUGGCCGUUGGGAAGCUCAGUCGCGCCGGCCACAAUGUCAUUUUGGAGGGUCGUGCGCAGACGCUAAACAACAUUCCUACACCACUCCGCUUUGAACUUGUGAUGGACGAUACCACACUGCUUGGCGAGCGUCGUGCAGCUCAGCGCGUUAUGGCGAGGGCUCUCUCCAACAUAAAAGACCACCUUGGUGAGGCUACUGAUGAAAUGGUAGAAGAGGCCAUUAUGAAGGCGCUAGAUGAGAUGUAA
Molecule: messenger RNA, 912 nt
Organism: Trypanosoma rangeli
Lineage: Eukaryota; Euglenozoa; Kinetoplastea; Trypanosomatida; Trypanosomatidae
Exons: 1
Coding region: 1-912 (303 amino acids)
Source: RefSeq, a predicted model, not a curated record